Aspergillus heteromorphus CBS 117.55 is the source of this 642-nucleotide messenger RNA. Its product is annotated as rhodopsin family protein. The transcript has 7 exons. Lineage: Eukaryota; Fungi; Ascomycota; Eurotiomycetes; Eurotiales; Aspergillaceae. The coding region runs from base 99 to 515 and encodes 138 amino acids. The record is from RefSeq and is a predicted model, not a curated record.
CCUGAGUCCUCAGUAGUAUAUUCACUGACCAGAUCCAGAGCUCACGAUCGAUCCCAAAUCUCACUCUUCUCAAGCCAACUCCACCACGAUCCGUAAUCAUGGCCAUCUGCAUCACCUUCGGGACACACGAAUUCACCUCCAUGCUAGAAGGCUACGAGAACGUCCGCGCGUACUGCUAUAACUGUCAGCAUUGGAAUGGACAUUGUUUGACGAGAUGGCCGUGGUUCACCGUUUGCUUUGUUCCCGUCAUUCCCCUCGCCAUGCAUAAAUAUAAGGAAGUAACCUGCUACACAUGUCGCUUCACGCAAGAUCUCCGUGACCGUCCAGAAAUAACACCCGAAACAAGACCUCCUCCAGGAGUUGUACCGGGCCAGUUACCACAUCCCCAGGUGUAUUCGGGCGGCGCGCCGUUUUAUCCGCCCCCGGGGCAAGGGCAGCAGGUGAUGGGUCCGCCGCCGCAGGCGUCCGGGGCGGUGGGCACGGGGGAGCAGCAGCAGGGGCAUGUUUAUAAGUAAAGUAGUGAGGAGGAAGGGGUGGUCUAUGAUGGGUUGAUAGUUGGGUGGAGUUGAGGUUGAUGUUGGGGUUAGGGCUGGGGGUGAAGGUUAUCAUGUUUAUGUCCAUGUGUGCUGGUUGUUCGGUUGU